Schistocerca cancellata (South American locust) is the source of this 957-nucleotide messenger RNA. RefSeq names its product protein roadkill-like. The record is from RefSeq and is a predicted model, not a curated record. Gene Ontology annotation, cellular component: cytoplasm; nucleus. Gene Ontology annotation, molecular function: ubiquitin protein ligase binding. Lineage: Eukaryota; Metazoa; Arthropoda; Insecta; Orthoptera; Acrididae. The coding region runs from base 1 to 957 and encodes 318 amino acids. Gene Ontology annotation, biological process: regulation of proteolysis; proteasome-mediated ubiquitin-dependent protein catabolic process. The transcript is spliced from 3 exons.
AUGGAAGCAGUUAAAGAUGUGACGGUGGACCUGGGUGCACUCCUGGACGCCGGGGACGACGCCGUGGUGAUACUCGAGGCAGGCGACACUCGGCUGGUGGCGCACAGGGCCGUCCUGGCGGACAGGAGCCCCGUUUUCGCGGCCAUGUUCGCGCACGACACCCUCGAGACGAGCACCGGCGUGGUGAGGAUUGCCGACGUGGAGGGCCCGGUGCUGAGGCAGCUGGUCUCCUACCUGUACACCCUACGGGCCCCCCAGCUGCCCGGCACGGCCCCCCAGCUGCUGGCCGCAGCGGAUAAGUACGGGGUGUCGGGGCUGAAGGCAGAGUGCGAGAGGCAGGUGGCCGCUCAGCUGACUGUCGAGACCGCGGCGGCCGCAGCCGUCCUCGCAGUCCGCCACUCCUGCAGUGACCUCAGGCACGCUGCACUGGCGUUCAUUAAGACCUGUCCGUUCGAGGUGAUGGCCACUCAGGGGUGGGCAGAUGCGAUGCUUCAUCAACCAAAAGACUUGAUCGAAGUGAGCCGGUUGCUGUAUGAUCCACCACCAAAAAGCAGCCCACCAGCCGCUGCACAGCUGAGGAGCCUCUCUGCAGAGGAGAGGGCCAGGAGGCUGGUCAAGGCGGCUGAGUGGGGGGCAGUGGGGCAGCUGAGGGCGCUGAUCGCCGCAGGGGCCGACGUGGGGGCGAGGGACGGGGGUGGGUGGACCGCCCUGCACAAGGCAGCAGUCAGGGGAGAGGUCGAGGCGGUGAGGCUGCUGGUGGGGGCGGGUGCGGCGGUGGCCGCCAGGAGUACCGGUGGGUGGACGCCGCUGCAUUACGCGGCAGCCAAUGGCCACGCAGAAGUGGCGGCUGCGCUGCUGGACGCGGGGGCCGACAGGGGGGCCACAACUGCUCUUGGGCAGACAGCGCUGGACAUCGCCUGGCAGUACAACCAGAGGCGGCUGGUGGAGAUGCUGUAA